Messenger RNA from Aphanomyces astaci, 1856 nucleotides. RefSeq lists its product as hypothetical. The record is from RefSeq and is a predicted model, not a curated record. Gene Ontology annotation, biological process: regulation of transcription by RNA polymerase II; positive regulation of DNA-templated transcription, elongation. The transcript has 2 exons. Gene Ontology annotation, cellular component: cyclin/CDK positive transcription elongation factor complex; nucleus. Gene Ontology annotation, molecular function: cyclin-dependent protein serine/threonine kinase activator activity. Lineage: Eukaryota; Oomycota; Saprolegniomycetes; Saprolegniales; Verrucalvaceae. The coding region runs from base 495 to 1622 and encodes 375 amino acids.
GGCGUUUGGUGGUGUCAGUUGCCCAGCUCCCCUGUAAGAUCAAGCCCGAAGAAGAACAGCGCCGCACGUCGUCCAUCAUCCAAGGACCGCCGCCGCCGUGACCCUUCGACUUUCUCUCUUACUUGUACUACCCGUCCCAUCGACCUACCAACCUACGUACCACCACCAACGCCGACAACCCGACCCUCGUCGACGGAACUUGUGCCUUGUCCCUUUCUCACGUGGUCAACUUGCCUGCUUGGAACAAGUGUCCUUGCUUGUCGGCAACAGGAAACGAACCUGGUGAGUUCUAGGGAUGCAUAGGAGUGCGAAGCACAGCGACAGGUCAAUGGCCACCACCUCGUGUGGUCGUUGGCUUGGCUGCAUGUGGAGGUGACGACAACAAACGAAGUCGGUUAUUGACCGAACUCGUUUUGUCGUAGACUUCAGUUGGAGCAAUUGUCUUUGAACAAAGCCCCUCUCAAGUCGUGGAAACACAUAAGACCUCAGACACGAUGUCGACGUACACGUUUUCGUUCACGAACGAUUGGGUGUUUACCGACACAGAGUUGAAGGCGUCACCGUCUUCCAAAAAAGGCAUCUCGUGGGACCAAGAACUGGACCUGCGGAAGAAUGGCAUCAUCUUUUACGAGAGCAUGGCCAAGAUCUUCCGAGUCCCGCGCCAGGCCAUCGCCACUGGCAAGCAGCUCUUCCACCGGUUCUUCAUUCGCGAGUCGUUCACGGACCACGACAAGUACCUGGUGGCGGCGACAUGUCUCUUCUUAAGCGCCAAGGCCGAAGAUCACUCGUUAGCCGUGCACAACUUUGCCGAACACUACAUCUCGAAGCGCAAGGAAGUUACAAUGGAGUUUGCGCUGCGGUAUCACACGGUGGAGAUGAUUGCCGAAGCCAUAUUGCAGAAGGAAUAUGCCGUGCUGCACACGUUGGCGUUCGACUUGGACGUGGCGUUCCCGCAUUUGAUCUUGAGCGACAAGAUCGACAGCCUCGUGGCUCUUCAUACCCAUCUGUCUGUCGCGGAGAAGGAAGCACUCACCAACACAAUGAUGAAGAACUCGUGGAGCUUCCUCAACGAUUGCUCGCGAACACCGCUGUGUCUGCGCUUGAAGGCGGACGAGAUCGCCGCGGGCGCUGCCUACCUCGCUGGCACCAUUGACGACACUGUCCCGUGCACGAUUCGAACCAAGGACGGCGAGAACUGGGAGUAUGUGCUGAGCGAUAACCAGAACGGCUUGAUUGAUGCCGCGACCAUGAUCCUUGAAGUGUACGUGUCGAUCAACGAGGCCACGCUGAGCCCGUCCAUCGUGAAGCUGCUCAACAUGUUCCACCCCUACCGUGGCAUGGAAGAGUUGGAACCGAUACCGGAUGCGUUGACCAAGAAGGCCUCCAUGUUGGACGACGGCGUGGACACGGACUUUGAGAGCGACGUGACCACCCCGCCGGCCGACCGGACGCUGUUUGACGACGACUGUGGCUUCGACGGCGUUAUGAACGCGUCGAGGAAACGUGCGUUGGAGCCGUACGGGUCGCCUCCGUACUCGCCCGACUCCCCGCCGUAUUCCCCGUGCACUCCGCCGUACAUUUGCAGCACCACCACCAGCGCGAAGCGGCCGCGCUGCGUGUGAAAGAGGUCCGUUGGAUCUCAUAUUUAUGACCAAAAACCACCCACAAAAAAUAUUUAACCCACCACCGACCACCCUCGAAGAAAAAAGAUUGAGUUUGUGAUAGAGAAUAGUUGCUAGAAAAAAAAAAGACCCCUUGUUAGGACCCCCACUAGAUAUGUUUAUUAAAUCGGCGGCUGCCGCUCAGCCAACCAAAACCCAACGAAUUCACAUAAUAAAAAAAAACGAUAAAGUGAA